AUGCUUUCUAUCCAGCAAAUCAUCAUCCCACAUAAAGAAACCCAUAGGCUGAACUGGAAGUCACCAGAUGGGAAGACUAUUAAUCAGAUCGGCCAUGUCUUGGUGAAUGGACGCGUGAGAACAUCGAUCUUGGACACGAGAGUGAUCAGAGGAGAAGAUGUACAUAGUGACCACUACUUGAUGAGAACCAGAAUAAGUCUAAAGUUGGCAGUGGUGCAUGGGAAGGAGAAAGCAAAGAUAAGGUUUGACGUAUGUAAGCUGCGAAGUGAAGGGAUCAGGAAGAGGUAUUACAUUAAAGUGAAGAACGGGUUUGAAGCGCCAGGAGAUACAAUAGAUCCAGAAGAAGAGCACGACAAGACCUUGGCUACGUACAGAGAUGCCGCAGAGAAAGUUAUUGGAAUUUCAAAAAAGCACAGCAAGCCAUGGAUAGGAGACAAAACGUGGAAAAAAAUUCAAGAGAGGAAAGAGAGAGAGGCGUAUAGUGCAAAAGUUAAGGCAGUGAAAUGGAGCGCUAGGGAGGAUAAGAGGAAUUGGUUGAAGGAGAGAGCUGCAGCAGAAGAAAAGGCCGCUGAGAAGGAAGGUGAAGGAAGAAUGUGUGAAAGACAAGGGAGUGCUCAAGACAGAAUCACAAGAAAGAUUGCAGAGUUGGUUUCUUCCAGAUUUUGGAGGAAGACAAAGCGACGAAUGGAGAAAGACGAGCUCGAUGAAGACAACUCGAGUCGAGAAGUAGAUGAUUUCAUCGCCGCCCAAAGGUCGAGUGGAAAAAGUUUGACAGGUUUUGCGAACAGCAGGUCGAUGGAUAUUUUAAUGAAAUGA
Molecule: messenger RNA, 816 nt
Organism: Pocillopora verrucosa
Lineage: Eukaryota; Metazoa; Cnidaria; Anthozoa; Scleractinia; Pocilloporidae
Source: RefSeq, a predicted model, not a curated record